Molecule: messenger RNA, 1641 nt
Organism: Scleropages formosus (Asian bonytongue)
Lineage: Eukaryota; Metazoa; Chordata; Actinopteri; Osteoglossiformes; Osteoglossidae
Gene: scrt2
Product: scratch family zinc finger 2
Exons: 2
Coding region: 557-1555 (332 amino acids)
Biological process (GO): regulation of DNA-templated transcription
Molecular function (GO): RNA polymerase II cis-regulatory region sequence-specific DNA binding; DNA-binding transcription factor activity, RNA polymerase II-specific
Source: RefSeq, a predicted model, not a curated record
ACAGACGGCUCAGUAGUAAUUUGAUGUGUCUCCCCGGGGACAUUUGAUGGAUUAAAGCUAAGCAGCUCCAUUUCGAGGCACCACCUGAUCUCCGCGCCCGUGGCCCAUAUAAAGGCGAGCGUGAUUGCUGAUCUCAGCUAGUCUGACGGUCUCUCUCCCCCUCUCUCUCUCUCUCUCUCUCUCUCUGUCUCUCUCUCUCUCUCUCUUCCUCCCCGUCGCGUUUGCCCUCUGCAUCACAGGAGCUAUCCAGUGCUGAACGAGAUAUUUCCGAAGACAGUAGAAGCGACACGACAUAGCCUUGCUCCCAUCUUUUUCUUUUCUUUUUUUUUUUGUGGUUGCCUCCUUUUUUCCCCCUGUUUUUUUUUUGGGGGGGGGGCCAAUGUGAAAGUUGCGCGAGGAUUACCGUCAACCUGCUUUCGCUCAGCUGAUUUUUAAGAACAUUUUUUGUUUUUUGUUUUUUUUUUUCUUUUUUUUCCCCCCCCGAGUGUGUCGGUGUGUCUUGCGUUUUUGGUCUUUCAUGCGUCUUUCUGGGGCUUGCCUUCCGAUCCACUGAAACAUGCCGCGCUCUUUUUUGGUGAAGAAGAUCAAGCUCGAUGAUUUCUCAUCGUCCGCCGUAGCUGCAUCCAACCCCUACCACCACCACCACCAUCACCACCAUCACCACCACCACCACCACCUGGACGACUCGUACACUUUUGCACGCUCCAUCACAGACUCGGUGACCAGUUUGGAGGUCCGGCUCAGUGAAAAUGGUUACAUCGAGGACUACAUCACACCGUCUGUGUACCAGGGCGAGAAGAAGAUGGAGCUCAAGCUGGCCUCGGCCGUGUCGGAGCCGCUGUACACUCAGGUGAGCGGCGGGGGGGAGGAGUACUGCGAUCACGACAUGGAGCACCCAGAUAGCCCCCAGUCGGGGGUUACGGGGAGUGGCUUCCUGAGCGGCGAGGCCGAGGCCCUCAGGGAGGGCUACACCAUGGACGCCUUCUUCAUCUCGGACGGCCGCUCGCGGAGGAAGGCAGACGGCGAGGCCCGCGGAGGGGGCGGACGGGGCAGCGCGGAAGCCAAGGAGUCCGGCACGGGGAGCGGGGCCAACCCGAGGCACACCUGCAACGAGUGCGGCAAGACGUACGCCACGUCGUCCAACCUGAGCCGGCACAAGCAGACGCACCGCAGCUUGGACAGCAAGAUGGCCCGCAAGUGCCCCACCUGCGGCAAGGUGUACGUGUCCAUGCCGGCGCUGGCCAUGCACAUCCUCACGCACGACCUCAAGCACAAGUGCGGCGUGUGCAGCAAGGCGUUCAGCCGGCCGUGGCUCCUGCAGGGCCACAUGCGCUCGCACACGGGCGAGAAGCCGUUCGCCUGCGCCCACUGCGGCAAGGCCUUCGCCGACCGCUCCAACCUGCGUGCCCACAUGCAGACGCACUCGGCCUUCAAGCACUACCGCUGCAAGCGCUGCAAUAAGACCUUCGCCCUCAAGUCCUACCUGAACAAGCACUACGAGUCGGCUUGCUUCAAGGGCUCCGCGGACGAAGACGACUCCGGGUCCGAGAACUAGCGGCGGCCCGUUUUUUUCCUCCCCUCUGUCUUUCUCUCUUCCGCUCCUGCUCCUCGCCCACCCCCACGCCUUUUAUCCCACCCCCC